GUCAUGAGCACGCCAAUGUUCGAGUGUAGCGAGCAUCUUUUUAAGAAUGCAGCUACCGCGAAGACAAAGGAAUCGUCAUCAACAUCGACGACGAACAAUUCCAGCAACGGCACGUCCGGCAACAAUGGUGGCCACGCGCCCCUGCGUCGUAGCUACACCUCCCUGGUGACCACGUUGAUUGAGCAGCAUCGCAAACUGGACCGAAGCGCGAGCGAGCCGACCUCUCGCUACAAGACCGAGCUGUGUCGGCCGUUCGAGGAGAGCGGUACCUGCAAGUACGGCGACAAGUGUCAGUUCGCGCACGGCUACAGUGAGUUGCGCAAUCUCGCCCGCCAUCCGAAAUACAAGACCGAGCUCUGCCGCACGUUCCACACAAUCGGUUUCUGCCCGUACGGCCCCCGGUGCCAUUUCAUUCAUAACUUCGAAGAGGCGCGAAUCCACAAUCAGAAAGUGAGCGCGCAGUUGGGCUCCACGCAGCCAAACAUCAUGGGCUUGAACCCGUUGUUGAGCGCCGCGGCGGCGGCAGCGGCGGCCGCAGCCGGUAACAACUGCAAUGGAUCGAACGUUACUCAAACCGUGAGCAGCGUCAGCCUUCUCGAGCAGAUCGUAGCCUCGCCGCAAGUUGCGGCCGCUGCGGCAGCUGCGGCUACCCCUAGCCUCAUGAGAACCAACUCGUUGAGCUUGUGCAGCAGCAAUAACACGUACAAUCCGCCGCCCUUGCUCCGGACCAACUCGUUGAGCUUGACCACCACUCAACACCACCACCACCAUCACCACCAUCAUCAUCAUCAGACCGGCACCACUGGCGUCAGCUCGGUGGUCGGCGCAUCCAGGCUGAAGCCUUUAAGCCUCAGCAGCCCGACCUUCUCGCUCAGCAGCACAGGGGAGUCGAUCUCGCCGUCGUCCAGUCUCAGCCAGUCGCCAACGAAUUCCAUGGCGAGCUUCUUCAGCGAUGACUGCAGCCAACAACCAUCCCUGAGCCUACCCACCACGGCGUUCAGCUUCGGCCAGGAUUUCGGGCUCCUCGCGACAAGGCAGAGUCCUAGUCCACGGACGAACAGCAUGUGCAGUCCGCUCAGCUCGGACGAGCUGACGCCCAGGACUCCAUCCCCAUUGUCGCCGAACGCUGAUUCCAGGUUGCCGGUUUUCAACAGGAUCAGCAGCUCCCUUGGGGACUUCAAGAAUCUGAAAAUCUAAGGUGCUACCCUAGCCACCUGCACACACACACACGCGCGCGUGCGCGCACACGCACACACACAACACACGCAUAUACACAGACACACUGUCAAACCCAUACAUUGACACAAGUACACAGUUACACGCAGUCCCGAGUCCUUCGAACUCUUUGGUACAUUUCUCUUUGAAAAUUUGAUUCUAUCGAAGAUAGACGGCUCACGACGACGUAUAGAGGAAAAUAGAAGACAAAGAGCUUCGGACACGAAAACACGCUAUAUAAUUUAUCUCUACCGAAAAGACAGGAGAACGUGAGGGAGAGCGGACGGACCUCUCCCACCGACUUGAGAAGUUUCUUUUUUUCUGUUUUUAUUUUCCCCACUACUAUAUAUGUAUAUGUACGUUUUUUUUGGUCUUAAACGAUCGAGUUGCAUUUCUCGUGUGGGACGGAUCUUCCUUCUCCAUCGAACUCGGCUUCUUAUUUAAGCGUUUCUUUUCUGUUCGUAGGACACGUUAGACAUUUUACUCGCGUUCUUUAAGCGAUCAUCUCUUCCCUUUUAUCAUAAUCGUCUUGAUUAUUAAUAAUAUUAUUAAUAUUAUUAUAUUAUUAUAUAUUAUAUAUUAUUCGCUAGAAUUAAUAAUUAUUAACGUUAUCAGUAAUAUCACUAUCAACACUAUCAUUACUCUUAACCGUAUUAGUAGCGUCAGUCACUGUCUGACUCCGACCGCCAGAGCCGUUUUCUUCUUCUUUUCUUCUUUUCUUCUUUUCUUCUUUUCUUCUUUUCUUCUUCGUCUUCUACUACUUCAUCAUUUUUUACGUUAGAUUUACGUUCAUUUAGCGGAAAAGUCGAGAUUGUAUCAGCCCGGAUGUCUCGACCUGCUCGCGUGAGAAUCCUCGGAUAAUUCAACUGCGGGAAAAAACGGGGGGCGGGCGAAAGAAAAAGGAUACUACCGGGUGGCGAGGAUACGCGAGAAGCCUGCUGAAACGAGAGCCGGAGGUGUCCAAGCUUCUUUUCCGAAUCGCAACUUUCCUCGGGCGAGUUGUUCCUUGAUCUCCGUCGAGACUACGUUAUCUCGACUUGUUCCCUUCGGCUCUAUGCGCUCGGCUAGCUUCAAUGUCUCCUUCGUCGCUCGGUUUCGCUCCCCGGCCCGCGAGGAUGAUCGCGAAGCGUCGUUCGAUCCGGGGCAGGUGAAACGUUGCAAUAUUCCAAAACAGUUUUAGUUGCGUUUCUGUAAUUUCAUUUUUUUUAUUUUUUGUUUUAAAUAAUUCUGAAUCCCUUCGUUCGAGAAGAAGGAAGGGAAGGGAAAGUUGUCUUGAGAGUGAAAGGGAGGCGAGAGCGCGGCCCGCGCUCGCGCGUGUGUUUGAGGGGGAGAGAGCGAGAGACAGAGAGAAAGGAGAGCGUGAUAGAUCGGUACGUAAAGGAGAGAAAGAUAGAGUUAGCGCGGAGGGGGGAGGUCGGUGACGAAGCGCGUGAAACGGAUCAAGAAUCAAACAUCAUGCUAUGCAAAUUAAGUGGCUUAAGAACUCCGAUUGUCUUCCAAUGUUAGAGAGCGAGUGAAAGUGUGCUUGUGUGCGUGAAUGUUGCGAGCAAGUGUGCGUGCGCGCGAGUGUGUUAUAUUAUAUAGUCAAGGUAAGAGAGGAAGAUGGCUGAGGGACCGAAGUGGCGGUGAGAGAGCAGGCGGUGUGUGGUAAUGAGCAAAAGGAAGAUAAUAAGAGAAAGUGGUGCGUUCGUGAGUGUGUGGAAGCUAACGCAUGGGAAACGGACGUGUCCUCUGAGUAAGUGAAUGAAAGCGUGCUCGUUUAAGGAUAAGUUAUACGAAGCCGUUAGGUAUAUUUUAUUGGCGGGCACUCGCCCCGCAGGGCUUUCGAUCGAAAUAUAUAGAUAUAUAUCGAUGCUUCGAGACGGCAACCACUUUUCUUUUUCACGCUGCAGAGAACAACGUGUUUUCUUAUACUUUUUUUUUCUUUGUUUUUUUUCUAUUCUUUUUCGUCCUUGAUCGGAACGAUGUUCGAAAAGAGAACGAUUUCUUGAGAGAAAGAUUAUUGGAAUCAGUGACCAGACCUUUUCUUGUUUAGAACCCUCGUUUUAUUGAUUUUUCGAGACUACGUUUCUUCACUUUUUCGCGGCCGCUUUUUUCCGGGACUCGGUGAAGUUGGUGAUGCGUGCCUUCCCAGGAAAUGUUGCUUUUUUCCUUUUUACGUUGUUCGGUAACUUUAACGGUGCAGUUAGAUUCCUUUUUAUGGGUUUUUCCGGUACGAAAGAAAAGACAGGAAUGUUUUGGUUUUAUUUCGUUUCUUCGCCGAGUCCGAUGAUUGACCGAAGAAGGCACGAGAACCGAAGGGUCCAAACAGAAUUUCCCGGAGAGGUGUUCAGAGCAUUUUUACCAAAAGAAAGGAAAAUCUCGACAGUUUUAAUUACGCAACAGAAACCCAGAAUAAGUAGCAUAGGGAAAUAUCGAUGUGGCUUCCUCGUAGUGCCUUAAAGUAGGCCUCGAUUAGUAAAUAAAUGACGAGUGAAUGAUUUGUAGAGAGAGAGUGAGAGGGAGAGUAACAAUCAUCAUCAAUGUCGUGGUAUAUAUAUAUAUAUAUAUUAUUCUCUCCCAAUUUAAAAAAAAUUGUGAUAUGUAACUACUGCAAUAGAAAUAUAAACUAUUAUUAAAAAAAAAUAUUCUAUUAUAGAGAGUGAACAGAAGGGAGAGAAAGAGAAGGAAUCAGAGAGAGAAAGAGAGAGAGAGAGAGAAAGAGUGUGUGUGUUGGAUCGAGCGAAAGAGAGAGUGAUUGAGAGUAAUGAGGCGACGUAUUUUUCAAAGUGCUUCCGGUUUCGCGGAAGAAAUCAGUUUUCGCGCUUGGGAACGUUCAAAAUUCGCAUUUCGAAAGCCAUGGUACAAACGAAAUGUCUUUCAGCGUUUCGCGAAAUGUCAACGAAGAGCUAAGAAAAUUCGAUCGAGGUGCCGUGGUCGAAUUCGAAUCAGUUCCCCUCGCCGAAAAAGAAAAAAAACGUUUUGCUUCCACGACACGUCGCCUCCUCGCGAAUAUUGAGAAGGGAUUAAAAGAAAAUUACAAAAAAAAGGAGCAAGCAAAAUAAAACGAAAGUGCCUAAAUGACGUGGUUUCUGAAAAAAAUCGAAUACAUUUUGUAUAUAUGCACACUACACACUUCUUACGGUAAACAAAAAAUGUUUUCGUUUAAUUUAUACUUGAAAGCAAAUGUUAUUAUAGUUUUAGUUUAUCAUUAAUAUUAUUAUAUUAUUAUUAAUAUAAUUAUUUUAUUAUUAAUAAUUAUUAUUAAUUAUUAACUAUUAUUAUUUUUUAUUAUUAUUAUUGUAUUCGCAACACUAUACGCCUCAGUCGCAUCUGAAGUAGAUCUUUGGCUACUUCGACGAACAGCACGGCAUCCAUUUAAAUAUUGUCACCAUUUACUAUUUAUCUGGUCAAUUGUUUCUUUUUUCUACUAUUUCUUUUUUAUUAUAUCAUUAUUAUUAUUAUUAUUA
Messenger RNA from Nomia melanderi (Alkali bee), 4664 nucleotides. It is a transcript of the gene Tis11, whose product is annotated as Tis11 zinc finger protein. NCBI's taxonomy places the organism in Eukaryota, Metazoa, Arthropoda, Insecta, Hymenoptera, Halictidae. Gene Ontology annotation, molecular function: mRNA binding; metal ion binding. The record is from RefSeq and is a predicted model, not a curated record.